AUGAAGGAAGGUAACGAUGUGUUGGAUAGAGAUGUAUUGAAGCUGUUAAGGGAAAUCUUGAAUAAACACAAUAACCUCGUCCAUGUUUUUCAUCAAGGUUCAGAACGAGAAAAUCUUUUGGAUUGCCAGUUGAUUAUUAAAGAGCAACCUAAAGGUCAAUUGCAGUACACUCUUCCAAGUGCUUCCCAGGUUGCAGCUAUUGUGCCAAUAGGUGAUAAAAAUUACCAACAUACUGAACGUGAAAUAAUAGUGCAGACAACGAGUGCGAAUCUCUUUCAGGUCUUUGAGACUGGUGGUAAUUACGAUCUUAUGCAAUAUCCUCUUUUACUUCCUUAUGGAAGCUACGAGUGGGACAUAAAUAGCAAAGAUAAAUAUGGAAGAAAGAUGCCAUGCCGUGGAUACUAUUCGUACAUUGUGCAGCGAUACCAAGAUGCGAUGGCAUUAGUACAAAAAUAUGGGAAGCCUGAUAUAUUUCUUACAAUGAUUUGCAAUCCACUCUGUCCCGAGAUUGUAGCUAAAUUACGUCCCGGUCAAUCUGCAUCAGAUAGACCUGAUUUAACAACUAGAGUAUUCCGUGCUAAAUUUGAAAAGUUGAAAGAAGAUAUAUAUAACAAGAAUGUACUAGGAAGAGUAGUUGCUCAUGUUCACGUGAUUGAGUUUCAAAAAAGAGGUCUAUCUCAUGUCCAUAUGUUGAUCAUAUUGGAAAAAGAAGACAAGUUACAAGGUCCUGAUGAUUAUGAUAGUAUAGUUAGAGCAGAAAUCCCGGAUAAGAAGAAAGAGCCCGAGUUGUAUAAGUGUGUGAAAAAAAGGAUGAUUCAUGGUCUGUGUGGCAGAAAGUGCAUGAUGGAAGGAAAGUACAAGAGAGGGUUUCCGAAACAAUUUUGUAAAUGUACCGUGCAAGGCAAAGAUGCUUACCCAGUCUACCAGAGGAGAGAUUAUGGAAAUACUAUACAAAUGACUAAGACCUUCAUAGCGGACAAUAGAUUUGUGGUUCCUUACAAUCCUUGGCUUCUUCAAAAAUACGAUUUCCAUAUGAAUGUAGAAGUUUGUUCCACUGUCCAAAGUGUUAAGUAUCUUUACAAGUACAUCUACAAAGGCCCAGAUUGUAUUUCCUUUCGAGUGCAACUAGUACAUCCAGAAUCCGAGAAUAACGAGGUAACACGUUAUAUCAAUGCAAGAUGGGUGUGUGCUCAACAGGAAAUAUGGAGGAUAUACAGGUUUGCGAUGAAUAAGAUGUGUCCAUCAGUUCAACGAUUGCACUUGCAUCUUCCCAAACAAAAUAGUGUCAUGUUAUAUGAGAAUCAAACAAUCGAUGAGGUCUUGGAAAAUGAAAAUAAUUCCAAAAAAAUGUUGACUGAGUAUUUUGUUACAAAUGCAUGUGAUCCUAUGGCUAGGCGAUGGUUGUAUCGGGAGUUUCCUGAAUACUACAAAUGGGAUAAAGCAAUUAUGAAAUGGCAGAGAAGAAGAACAAAUCAUGUGGUGAUUGGUAGGGGUGCUACUUCAUACGAAGAUUUGUUGACACUUGAUGGCAGAAGAUGUCAUACAUCUAAAAGUGCAGCCGAGGCACGAGGAUUUUUAGAGAAUGACAACAGUUUGAGGGCAUGUUCUGAUUUGAUCGAAGAGGAGGUAUCCAUUCCGGUUUCUGAUGAAGAUAUGAUGAAUGUGGACAAGUUGAAUGAAGAUCAGUCCAGGGAUUAUGAUGCAAUUAUGGGUGCCGUCCGAAGAAAAGAAAGCAGAGUCUUCUUUGUUGAUGGUCCAGGAGGUACCAGGAAGACUUUUCUCUAUCGUGUUAUUUUGUCGACCGUUAGAAGAAAUUGUGGCAUUUCCAUAGCAACAGCUACGUCUGGAGUAGCAACUAUUAUGUUACCUGGUGGAAGAACUGCACACUCAAGAUUCAAGAUUCCAUUUACCCCAACAACAACAUCUACAUGCGACAUUGCUAAAAAUGACAAGUUGGCUGAUCUUCUCCGUUAA
Papaver somniferum (opium poppy) is the source of this 1974-nucleotide messenger RNA. RefSeq lists its product as uncharacterized. The transcript is spliced from 4 exons. Gene Ontology annotation, molecular function: DNA helicase activity. Bases 1 to 1974 code for a protein of 657 amino acids. Lineage: Eukaryota; Viridiplantae; Streptophyta; Magnoliopsida; Ranunculales; Papaveraceae. The record is from RefSeq and is a predicted model, not a curated record. Gene Ontology annotation, biological process: telomere maintenance; DNA repair.